AAAGGACCUGAAGUAGACCCGGCGGGUGGACCAACCGCCCAUCAUUUGCGGAAGCAAGCCGGGCCCGCCGACGUAUUGUUUCCCGCGCGCGUUUUAGCUUCUUUAGAUAGGAAGAACUCCUUUUUUGGUAAAUUGCGAUCGCACUGAAUAGAGCACCAUGUCGUCAUACCACAAGCCGGAAUCGAAAACUCUUCAGGAGCUUCGCGAUAUUGCUCAAAAAUUGCGCAUUCACAGCAUUGAUGCGACGUCUGCUAGCAAUUCCGGCCACCCGACAUCAUGCGCCUCCAUGGCCGAGAUCAUGUCGGUGCUGUUCUUCCACACGAUGCGGUACAAGGUGUCGGAGCCUCGCAGUCCGCACGCCGACCGCUUCAUCCUCUCCAAGGGCCACGCCGCGCCCAUCCUCUACGCAGCGUGGUCGGAGGCGGGCCUGAUUCCUGCGGAGGAGCUGCUGAAGCUGCGCCGGAUUGACAACGACCUGGAGGGCCACCCGACUCCCCGCCUCAGCUUUGUCGACGUGGCCACCGGCAGCCUGGGCCAGGGCCUGGGCGUGGCCGCCGGCAUGGCGUAUGUCGGCAAGCACUACGACCGCGCCGGCUACCGCGUCUUCUGCCUGAUCGGCGACGGCGAGAGCGCCGAGGGCUCCAUCUGGGAGGCGAUGAACUUCGCCGGCCACUACCAUCUCGACAACCUGGUGGCCAUCUUCGACGUGAACCGGCUGGGCCAGAGCGAGGAGGCGCCGCUGCAGCACGACAUGGAGGCGUACUGCAAGCGCGCCGCCAGCUUCGGCUUCAACGCCAUCGUCGUCGACGGACAUAAUGUGGAGGAGCUGUGCAAGGCGUUCCACGAGGCAGCCAACACGUCCGGGAAGCCGACGGCGCUCAUCUGCAAGACGUUCAAGGGCAAGGACUUUGUGCCGGAGGUGGAGGACCACCUCAACUGGCACGGCAAGCCGCUGGGCGCCGUCGCCGAGAAGACGCUGGAGCACCUCAAGAGCCUCAUCUCCAACAAGGGCAAGACGAUGCUGGUGCCGCAGAAGCCGCUCAAGGAGGACGCGCCCGACGUGGACAUCGUCAACGUCAAGCUGAACGAGCCGCCCAGCUACAAGCUCGGUGAGAAGGUGGCUACCCGGGUGGCGUACGGCACCGCCCUGAUGAAGCUGUGCCAGAACAACCCGCGCGUCAUCGGCCUCGACGGCGACACCAAGAACUCCACGCACUCUGAGAAGAUCAAGAAGGCCCGGCCGGAGAACUACAUCGAGUGCUACAUCGCGGAGCAGAACCUGGUGAGCGUGGCGAUCGGCGCCGGCUGCCGCGGCCGCACCAUCCCCUUCGUCUCGACGUUCGCCGCCUUCUUCACGCGCGCGUUCGACCAGCUGCGUAUGGGCGCCAUCUCGCAGACCAACAUCACGUGCGCGGGCAGCCACUGCGGCGUGAGCAUCGGCGAGGACGGACCGAGCCAGAUGGCGCUCGAGGAUCUGGCGAUGUUCCGCGCCAUUCCCGGCUCGACGGUGUUCUACCCGAGCGACGCCGUCAGCUGUGAGCGCGCCUGUGAGCUGGCCGCCACGCGCCCGGGCAUCUGCUUCAUCCGCACGUCGCGGCCGGCCACGCCCGUGCUCUACGAGAACGGGCAGAGCAUGCAGAUCGGGCAGGCCAUGGUGGUGAAGCAGACCAACAACGACCAGGUGCUGGUGAUCGGCGCUGGCAUCACGCUGCAUAACGCGCUGACGGCCGCCGAGCACCUGGCCGGCAUGGGCGUGCACGUGCGCGUGCUGGACCCGUUCACCGUCAAGCCGCUGGACGUGGCGGCUGUGCGCGACAACGCCAAGCAGUGCGGCGGCCGUGUGCUGACCGUCGAGGACCACUACCCGGCCGGUGGUCUGGGCGAGGCGGUGUGUUCGGCGCUCUCCCUGGAGCGGGACGUCAUUGUCAAGAAACUGUGCGUGGAGAAGGUGCCGCGCUCCGGGCCGCCCGACGCCCUCAUGGACAUGUUCGGCAUCUCCUCGUCCUGCAUCGUCAAGGGUGUCCAGGACCUGAUCAAGCUGUAGGCGCUGGCCGAUUCCGCCGCGCCGCCGCCUGGUGGAGGCCUGUCUAGCCGCUGUUUCUGCGUCUGCACGAUAGGCGGCGCGGCCUGCGCACGCCGUCAACUGCCUAGCCCAGCGGUCCGUCUGUCCGCGUUGUACCCGGCAUUCAUUCCUCAAACAUUUAUGGAGCAAAACGCUGGAGCCGGCCGAACAUUCCUGUUGGUCCUAUUGUGAUAUGUACGCAUAUUCCGCUUGCAUCGUUGGCAUAGUUGUUUUGUUUCGUAGUUUUAUUUCUGAAUACUUUUCGAGAAAGAGCUUAGAUCGUGACAUGAGGUAAUGGCCGUUCCAGGUGCUUUGUCCAUGAUUGCCAGGUGUUCAUUUUCGGCGUCCUGAAUACACGACUUGAUACGACUCGCCAAA
Pollicipes pollicipes is the source of this 2440-nucleotide messenger RNA. Its product is annotated as transketolase. NCBI's taxonomy places the organism in Eukaryota, Metazoa, Arthropoda, Thecostraca, Pollicipedomorpha, Pollicipedidae. The coding region runs from base 158 to 2044 and encodes 628 amino acids. Gene Ontology annotation, molecular function: transketolase activity; thiamine pyrophosphate binding. The transcript has 8 exons. The record is from RefSeq and is a predicted model, not a curated record.